UACUGAAAAUUGUAACGGGUGGAUGUGACGUUAAAGUGACGACACAUAAAAUAAAUAUUAAACAAACAUAAGCAGUUCAAUUUAAAUAUUGGAGCGAUGGAUAUUUUGGACAUCGAUGAAGCGCUAAAAGAUGAUUCUUUUAUUUGUUUGGAAGAUAAAACACACGAUGACGUUUCGAAUAUUUUGCAGCAAUGGAAAAGCAACAAUUGUCUUCUACCAGCACAGUAUCAACAAGAGCAAGCCUACAAACUAAAUUCAAGAACGUUUACUCGACCUCGCAGGAAGUCAACGCAAAAUCUAGAGCAACAUUUCUCUCACAGUUCCGGAAACAAUGGCGUACAGACGGUGCUUCCCACACACCAUGAACAGCUGCAACACAAGUUCACAAUCGCAACUCCACAACCCGCAUUUAAUUUAGAAAUAGGUGGUCUUGUUACAACAAUGCAUAAGUCGUUUCUGCAAGACACCUCACCGCCAUCAUCCAUAUGUUCCUCCAUGGAGAUGUCAAUGGAACGCAUGAAUAACUCAUUAAUCACAUCUGCCGACUUCACGAACAUUAACUUCCUACAAUCGACUCAAAGCCUUGAUUUCAACGAACCGACACUUAAUGGCAGCGAAUUAUUCAACUUGGCGAAUAAGGCUACCAAUGAUGGUUAUACUUUAAGUGACAUGAUACGCGACCGUAAAGCAUUAGAAUCGUUAACACUGUCGGGUGAUGGAACACUAAUAAAAGAUUCACAUAUUUGCCAGAUCGAUGAUAUAUCGCUCGCUUUUAGUAAAACUGCGUCAGGUUCCAGUACAAUGGAUAAUUCCACUGAGAGCAUGCAAGAGGACAAUCAGCAGCAACAACAACGUAACGGUAUAAUAGCAGCACCAAAUGCACACCCAGUGGGUGUGUUUGACAACAGUGCGCCGGAAAGCAAAAGCAACAUUAUGCAUCGUACAAUGUUGCUUAGCGAUGAGGUGAUCAGCGAUACAACUUUCCAACUGGUUGAGAGUAGUCUAUGUGAGAACAAUAUUAAUGGUAAUGAUAAUGCAGCACCAGCCAUGCCAACAAAACCAGCUAAUGAAACUUUCAAACGACCCUGGAACAUGGAUGAAACUGUUUGUAUACCGAAUAAAGCAAAUGCAACAUACGAAUUCAAACAGUUAACACCAGAUGCACGUUUAGCUGCGGAAACGCGUUGUGAGACACCGGAAAAUAUGGCGGAAGCUUUAACUUCACGCAAAUUCUACGAAUCAACACCACAUGCUGCGGGUCUGAACGCAGGCGCACAACUAAAUACACCAACAACGUCGAAAUUGUAUGCGGAUGAGGUGAAUCUCUCGCCCAUAGUGGCUGCAACGGAGCAGUUGAAUGCCACUGCCACACGUGUGCUGAGUGAAAUUUUCGGUCAAGAGUGUGAUGUAAAAAAAGUGAAUACGAAAACAUUUUCCGGCACGCUACCGCGACUUGAGAGUAUCGAACAAAUGCUAGAUGAUAUUGAAAAUCCGAAUGAGACCUACGAGAAACCCGGUGCAAAAACACAAGUGCUACAGCAUAGCGCAGCCGACAUACAAAUGCAGAAUGUGUUGGAAUUGGCGCAUGCCGAAGAGGAGCUUUUAGCUAGCAAUAACGAUCAGGAAUUCGAGGAUAUGCUGGAGGAGUUCAGCAAAGUGGAAGUCAAUGCGGAGCAUAUGAAAAUGAAGAAAUCAUUGGAGACAAUAAAAAGACGUUUUCAUCGCGACACCACAACUGUAACAAAAGCGCUAACUUCGCAACAGGCACAUAAAACUGACGAUACUACUGAUAAGCCAACAGAAAUGCAUACGUACGACGCAUACGAACAACGGCGCAAUGCGGAUGCAGCUGCUAGCGUCAACAGCGAUAGUACAGCGCCUUCUGGCAUAUCGUCACCCUCACCCUCGUCCGCGUCAAUAUCCGUCUCUUCCGCAGCAUCUUCGUUGGCGGCCAGUGGCGUUGGUAAUGUCAGCGGCGCAGGCGAACGGUUGCUUAGUCGGCGCAGUCGUCUUUAUGAUAAUAUAAAUCUCUCAACGAUUUCCGCCGGUAGCAGCAACACGCAAUCGCCAUCACGCUCACUGGGUGCCUCGUUCACCGUGCAUAAACGAGAUGAUAGUGCACAAGAGGAUUGCGCGGCAGCUGACGCAGUAGCAAAACAAGAGACUGAUUGUAAAAAUGAGGUGCAAGAAAAUAAUUUUGGCAAGACUGAAGGCGCAAUUGAAAAUAGCAACACCAUAGCGGUUGCGAAUUAUAACGGUGUGGGCACAUAUAAACUCUCCGAACGUCGGGAGCGUGAUCGUGAUCGCUUCAAAACAAUCAAAAUCGUAAAAUCACGCAAUGCCGGUGAUGACUUAAUAGCAGUGAAUGUGCCUUGUAUUGAUGACGACGUUUCGCUUACUGCCGACGGUGGUACGACUGUCUUUAACAACAACAAAUCGGAAAUUGAAACUGAGCAUAAUCUUAAGUUGUGCACGGAUAGCCAAAGCACCCUUACGCGUCCAACAAACGCUUCAAAAAUAAAUCCGAAUUUCCUUACCUACAAAAAGCCGAAAGACAAACUAACAAAUGUUGCUAAUUUGCCGGAAAUAGUUAGCGCGCCUUUAACGGCUGCAACAGCUAACGGCAGCAGUGAGGAGCUUGAAAAUCCACCAGUACCGCCUAGCCGGCUACGUUCACGAUCGCGUCCGCGAUAUAUAUCGGGUUUGCAAAAGAUGACUGUCGUGAAAGCAACAUCGGCUGGCGACUUGGAUCGUGCUACAGCACUCGGUAUACGACCACCUACUGCUAGCGUCAGUCAUGCCGCGCUAAAUACCAUUCAGCACAUCAAUGCAACAACAGUUGUUGUUGAGCCCGCUAAAUAUAGUCGUAACGCACAACCUUUAAAAACCACAACAACAGCCGAGGUGAAAAGUCCCAUGGGCACAAAAUCGAAGUCCUUCCACAAUUUAUCAAGCAAUUUUGGUUUUAAUGGCGGUACUGGCUUACCCGGGCCACGCGCUAAUAGUUUCGGUUUGAAGAAACCAACCGUCUAUGAAGGCGCUGGUGCUCCCAAUGAUCGCAUUGCAAAUGGUCUGUCGUCGAACUCCUCACUUCCUCAGCAGGCCGACGAGUCUGUCUUCAAAGUUCCCAAAUUGGUGUCCGGCCUGCGUGCGCCUGGUGUCAAACGUGCCGGCUUAGUGCGUCCUUCCUCCGCUUACUACAGUCUCAACAGUCUUGCCGUUAAGGGUAUGCCACCACUACCGCAACCGCCGUUAGUGAACGACAUCGACUCGGAUGGCGGUCGACAUUCGCCCACCGAUAGCAUGUCUUCAGCUUCGUCACGCGGCAGCAUACAAAAUGGUGGCUUAAUUGCUGGAAAACCGAACAGUACUAAUAAUACAGCAACAAAAGUAACUAGUAAUACAACAAAUACAAAUACCUUGAAUCUGACUAAGUUCACCACUGGCUCAAAGGGCAUACCGAAGCCAUCUGGUUUGCGCCCGCCAACAACAACAAACAUGAAGCGUAGCGGUUUACCGAAACCAGUAACAGGCCUCACACGACGAUAAACUUUACAUUAUUAUAUAGCUGUACACAUUAAAUCGACGUAUUAUAUAUAUAAAUGUACUAACUACUAAGCGACACAUACAUACCUACAUAUAUUUAAAAGCGUGUAAAUCAAACGAAAGUAUGUAAAAACAGUUGGCAAUGCUACCACGUAGUUGUUAGAAAAGAAAUGUAAAACAUAACUGCGGGCAUUGCUGUAUGCUCUCUAAGUUGCCCCAACGUAUGUAUGUAUAUUAUUUUUAUAUAACUAUUUUUUUUUAUUAUGACACCAAAUCGAUACUUGUACUUUAUGUAUUACGGAGAAGACAAAACAAAAUAAGCGAAAACACAAAUGUAAUGAACAAAAAUCAUCAUAUUGUAUACAUAAUUAUAAAUUUCUGAGAUACGUCAAAUUCGAAUAUUAGCAAUGCAUAUAAUUAUUUAUUUUCCUAAGAGAAAUUAACUAUUUCAAUUAUAUGUAAAUGCCGUUAAUUAAGUUUAGAGCAAAGAAAAAAAAAACAAAGAAAAAACAACAACAUAUGUUUCACAAAUCGCAAAUAACUGCAAUUUAACUACAGUGAGAGAAAGAUAGAAAGGGAGAGUGUGUUAUUUGUAAAAAAAUGUCGCGUGUGCGCGGCAUUUACAAGUUUCUACAUACGUACAUAUGUAUAAGAAGUUAUAUCAGGGGAAGGAAUAAGCAAGAAGUAUGCCUUAUUUUUAAAACUGUUACACGAAUGGCUGUUCGAGGCCGUCGUCAGCGUCAUGCACUCGUCAUGAGCUCAAUGGUAAAAAGAGUUGUCUUCAGUUUAUUACAUUUUGUUAUUGUAAUUUAGGCUUGUAGUGUUAUGUGCAUACACACACGCAUACGUAUGUAUGUAGUUUGUGCGCGGGAAGAGGGGGAUCUAAAAAACACUAAAAUGAUAACAAUAACUAUUGCUCAUGUUCGAAAUGUACGAAGCAAAAAGAGUGUUAUAUUAAAAAAAAUACGAAUUUCAUAUUAUAAAAACAUAAAAAACUUGAAAUAAAAACAUAAGUCUUGAAGCCUGAGUUGCUAAAAGUAAAAAAAAGGUAAAAUUGUGCUCAUUAUUUGUCUAAAAGAAAUUUUGUGGAGAUUUUGUUAUAUGCCACAUUAUAAAUUUUUCUUUUUUCACGCAUAACCAUAUACAUUAAUACAUAUACAUACAUACAUUGCAUUAAAAAAAUUUAAAAUUAUUAUUGUGCCAAUUUGUACUGCUACAACAACAAACAUUGCAAAUCAGCAAAAACUGUAUUAUUUAGCAUAACCAUUUGAUGGUAAUAUUUACAAAAAAAAAAGAAAAAUUAAGAGAAAUUGUUUACACUCACACGCUUUCUAGUGAACAUACCAUAUACCACACGAGCACUCGAUUAUUAACGCUCAAAGCUUAUUAUUAUUACUAUAUAUCGUUGUUUUUGUUCUGUUAAAUGCCAAGGUCAUUUGCUUGCGCGCAAAUUUAUCAGUGACUGCAUAACUACAACAAAAAAGGUUACGUCAAUUCGAUAAGUGGGCCCAUCCGCUGUACACACGCAGUCCUACAUAAACACACAUACACAAACAGCAUGCAUUACAUAGUGUUUAUAUAGUAUAUUAAUGUUUAUUAUACAUAUAUAUAUGUAUAUAUAUUCGCUAAGAAUAUAUAUACAUUCAUACUGUGCUUUACGCCGCGCUUUUUGAAAACAUAAUUUGCAUUAAUGCCGCACAGCAUACACUAUACACGCACGCACACCUUACAUAUAUGUAUAUGUGGCGACGUGCGUGUUGUUAUGGCGAUUUUAUGCGCAAUGGCUCAUUUUGAACGCUAGCUCUAUAAUGUUCUAUUGCGCUACAGUAUUUUUUUUUAUUUCAAAUAUUAUUUUGCGUCAAAUUUAAAGCGUCACACUUUUGAGCUUAACGGAAAUAAACGUUCAUAUCAAAUGUCAAACAAAAAGUGACUAGUUGGAGUAGGCGAGUGGCGAAUAAUAUGCGUUGGUUGUUAUGACAAUACAUACUCACAUACAUAUAUAUUCACGAACAUGUGUGCGAAAAGUAACAGAAUAUUUCAAUUUAAGAAAUGCAAAUGAGCCAUAAGGAAUAAACUGCAAUUAAAAUACUUGUAAAAUUCAUAUUGUGUAAUACAUUAAAAUAUGUUGAAAUUUAAAUUUAUGUUAUGUUUUGCGUGUAAUAUUAAGUGUUUUCAACAUUUUUUAAAUUUCGAACAUAAGAACGUUUAAAUACCUUUAAACUUAUUACAUAAAGCUAUUAGCUUAGUAUUGCAAUAAAAUCGAUUUUCUAAAUUCGAAUAUAAAAAGAAUAAAUUUUUUGAACUCAAAAUGUAAAAAAGUUAUCUAUUAAACACAUUGAGGUUGCUUCAAUAUUUUGUAAAUUUCAAAUUUAUGUUCGAAGUGCAGUUAUUAAGUUAAAAUUAUAGCUUUUCGAAAAUCUAAUUAAAGAAUCAUUCAAUAUAUUCAUGGUUGCAAGUAAUGCAUUAAAUAAUAACUGGUUUAACGUUUGAAAAAAAAAAAAAUAAAAAUUUAUUAAAAAAUGAAAAUCUCGCUUUUAAUCUCAACAACAGGAUUAAAAGGUGCCAAUUUAAUUUUUAUUUCAAAAUUUUUUUAAUAAAAAACUUCGCAACCUGAAUAUAUUUGAUAAGGUACUAACUUUCUUUAGAUUAUACGAAUUUAAAAUAUACACAAAAUGUUUUACAAAACAAAUUUAAGUUCUGCACACUUUUUUUUUUAAAUUUCGAACAAAAGUUCGAAACGAGUACGAAUGUGCAGAAGCGAUCGACUUCAAAACUGGGUAUAGUUGAAUAUGUUUGCUAUACAAUAGACUACGUUCUUUUUGAUUGGUUGAAAAUUGUCAAUUUGGCAUUAAAAACAUCUAUUUUUUACCUAAAAAACUUUUUUUUUUUUAAUAUUUUCUUAAUUUUUGAUAUUUUUCAAAGAUCGUAGUUCACUGUAUAGGAAAUAUUUUUAAGUUUAAAAAACUUCUCAAUUUUUUUUGUUCGAGCUACUCAUUCGGCCGGAAUCAUGCCAGCAGUUGGGGCACUUUUUUUUGGCACCUCCGAAGAGAGCCCAUAACACCGUUAUUUUUUAACAUUUUUGUAAAAAAAAAAAUCUUAAAAUAUAGCUGAAAAUAUACCUUAAUACGUUCAAAGAAGUUUGAAAUAUUCAAUCGCGUACUUUCUCUUAAAAAAUCGCUUAAUUUUUCAUGCGUCAUACUGGUAUAGUCCCUUAAUGUUGUGAGUGGAAAACUUGAUUUUCUGCUCAAUAAAAAAUUAUGACAAUUUAGAAAAUUAUCAGCAAUUUUGUAUUGAAUUUCAAACUGAAAUGAACUUGUAUUUUAAAGGCACAAUUAACUUUCGAAUAUAAAACAAUACAUUUCUGUUUGCAUAUUUGCAGAAUUCAGAUUUUCGGAAGUGAUUUGUGUAACAUAUACAUAUACUUACAUACAUAUGUAUGUAUAUAUUAAUAUUUUUAAAUAUUAUCUGCAAAUAAGCAAGUAUUGUCUUAACAAUCAGCAUAUUCAUUUGUAAAACCGAUUAGCAAUUUAAUUGCGACAUACUGCAUUAACAAACAUAUACAUACAUAUUAUAAAAUAAGUUUAACUAAUCGUCAUUCAUUUGAAAAUAUCCUUUAUUAAGCAUAAAUAUUAGAAGGAAAAGGCAAAAAAUUGUUGAUUUACCGUUAAAAAACCUAAAAUCAGCAAGUUUAAUUGUUUUUUU
Messenger RNA from Bactrocera dorsalis (oriental fruit fly), 7248 nucleotides. RefSeq lists its product as uncharacterized. Lineage: Eukaryota; Metazoa; Arthropoda; Insecta; Diptera; Tephritidae. The transcript has 7 exons. The record is from RefSeq and is a predicted model, not a curated record. The coding region runs from base 97 to 3549 and encodes 1150 amino acids.